Messenger RNA from Setaria italica (foxtail millet), 849 nucleotides. Its product is annotated as heavy metal-associated isoprenylated plant protein 16. The record is from RefSeq and is a predicted model, not a curated record. The transcript is spliced from 3 exons. Lineage: Eukaryota; Viridiplantae; Streptophyta; Magnoliopsida; Poales; Poaceae. Gene Ontology annotation, molecular function: metal ion binding. Bases 42 to 608 code for a protein of 188 amino acids.
UGUCAAUUCGGGGCCUCACCUGCUAGGAAUGUUCUUACGCCAUGGACGAUCCUCCUUUUGGCCUUGGCUCGUCUGCUCCAUCGCCCCUCCUAUAUAAGAGCUCCAAACCAUGGUUGGCUCCCUUCACAAGCCAGCUCUUGGUUGCAGGCACCUCAAGGGAAAAAAGAUCGAUAGGAGUAAUUAAGCCACCCGAUCAGACUACUCGCUCUGCUGAUCGAUCGCAACUGUUUCCCCAGUUCCUCUUUCGACGCAGCAACCAGAAGCAAGCGAUGAAGCAAAAGAUCGUGAUCAAGGUGAGCAUGUCGUCCGAGAAGAGCCGGUCCAAGGCCAUGGAGCUCGUCGCCAGAGCAGACGGGGUGAGCUCGAUGGGGGUCACCGGCAACGGCAAGGACCAGCUGGAGGUGGUCGGCGACGGCGUCGACACCGUCUGCCUGGUCAAGUGCCUGCGCAAGAAGCUCGGCCACGCCGACAUCCUCAAGGUGGAGGAGGUGAAGGACAAGAAGCCCGAGGAGAAGAAGCCGGAGGAGCCCAAGGUCGUGGACCUGCCGCCGUAUUACUACCCCGGUUACUACUACCACCACCACCAUCUGCCGGCGCCGUGGUGGUGACAACUGAAAAGCCCAGUUUUUGCAGUAGUAGUUUGAUUCAUAUUCGUUUCAUUCCAUACUCGUAUUUGUUUGUGCGAGGGAAAAGCUAUAUAUAAAAGAACAGUUCUGCAAUUGUCCGUUCGUGUGGAAAAUUUGAUUUCUUUUAUUACGAGACCCGGGAGCUCAGCGAGCCUCGCGGCAUGGUGUAUGGAGUGAAUGUAAUCACGUACUCCCUCCGUAUCAAAAUAAUUAUAACUGUUAA